Laccaria bicolor S238N-H82 is the source of this 870-nucleotide messenger RNA. RefSeq lists its product as uncharacterized. Gene Ontology annotation, molecular function: orotidine-5'-phosphate decarboxylase activity. NCBI's taxonomy places the organism in Eukaryota, Fungi, Basidiomycota, Agaricomycetes, Agaricales, Hydnangiaceae. Gene Ontology annotation, cellular component: cytosol. Gene Ontology annotation, biological process: 'de novo' UMP biosynthetic process; 'de novo' pyrimidine nucleobase biosynthetic process. The record is from RefSeq and is a predicted model, not a curated record. The transcript has 3 exons. The coding region runs from base 13 to 843 and encodes 276 amino acids.
CCUACAUCGACGAUGGCUCCUUCAGCGCAUCUGAAAUCCUAUGGACAAAGGGCUCUUAAACAGACAAACCCCGCAGCUAUUCUUUUGCUAGAGACAAUGGAGCGGAAAAAAACUAAUCUCGCCGUCAGUGUCGACGUCACCACAUCUGCCGAUUUCUUGACAAUCGUCGACGCCGUCGGCCCAUUUGUCUGUCUUAUCAAGACACAUAUCGAUAUCCUUGAAGACUUCGAAUAUUCCCUUAUUGAAAGACUAGAAAAUCUAAGCCUCAAGCAUGAUUUCCUCAUUUUUGAGGAUAGAAAAUUCGCGGAUAUAGGAAAUACCGUCGCACACCAGUACUCAAGCGGUGUCUACAAGAUCGCUAGAUGGUCCCAUCUCACCAAUGCACAUCCAGUCCCCGGUCCCUCAAUCAUCAAGGGACUCGCGUCAGUUGGUCUGCCCGUUGGUCGAGGCUUACUUUUGCUAGCCGAAAUGAGUACCAAAGGGUCCCUUGCAACUGGGACAUACACAGAAGAUGCGGUACGGAUGGCCCGUUUAAAUCGAGAUUUUGUUGUCGGCUUCAUCGCCCAACAUCGGAUGGACGGGAUCGGUGCAGCCCCAGACGAGGAUGUCACUGACGAGGAUUUCCUUGUCUUGACGCCCGGGGUGGGGCUUGACUCAAAAGGCGACGCAAUGGGCCAGCAAUACAGGACACCAGAGGAAGUCAUUUUGGAUUCUGGUUGUGAUGUGAUCAUUGUUGGCCGUGGCGUGUAUGGCACCGAUCUCAAGGCCACAGCUGCUAUUGUCGCUCGUGCUGAAAGAUAUAUGGCCGAAGGCUGGGCGGCGUACUUAAGACGUUUAGUAUGAGUGAAUGAAGAUAAUUCCGAAAACACG